Paramacrobiotus metropolitanus is the source of this 1337-nucleotide messenger RNA. RefSeq lists its product as uncharacterized. Gene Ontology annotation, molecular function: protein binding. Bases 101 to 1213 code for a protein of 370 amino acids. The transcript is spliced from 6 exons. Lineage: Eukaryota; Metazoa; Tardigrada; Eutardigrada; Parachela; Macrobiotidae. The record is from RefSeq and is a predicted model, not a curated record.
AGCACACCUGUCACUCACAAUCAGGCUGGCUCGCAUUCAAAAAUUCAAGUCCAUCACUCCAUCGUCAGAUCAUUUUGAUCCUCUUGCCGUCUUCUUUCGAAUGGCCGGCAUUUCUAGGGGAGAUAGUGGCACAGGUUUGCCGUGUUUUAUCCAUGAUUUACCCGAGGAAUCUGUGGUGCAUAUCUUCUCCUUCCUGGAUAUCAUUGAUCGCACCAAUUUGAAGGCAGUGUGCAAACGAUGGGCCGACAUCAGCGGGGAUCCGCGUCUGCAGAAAAUCGUCAUACUCGAUCUGACCAAAUGGGAGACCCACCAUCCGCGGGCAUUGCUGCCACGUACACCUCGCCUCGACGCCAGAUCGCAGCGGGACACCGACAAUGUGGAGAAGGAAUGGCGCCGUCGACUGCUGCAGCGUUUCUGGACCCCGCGGACCCGCCACGUCAUCUUCCGCCGCCCGCCCGGGACGGCGGCUCCGUCCGAAUCGUGGGGGAAGGUGUCCAUUCGGGGCGAAGUGGCGGAGUUGGCCGUGUACUGGCGUUACUAUUGGAGCGAUAUUCACGUCGCCCUCAAGAACAUUGCGGGCCUGCUGCGUACCGUUCCCGCGGGGGGUGAGCAUGAGGCCAGACAGUGUAUGGUAACGUUCCAGAAUAUUCAUAUGUUAACGAAUGAUCUCCGCGACUUCUUGCCACGAUAUGUUGAUACGGUACACCUGAAGAAUGUCCACUUGCGCUGCUACUUCUACACGGGAGUCUUCCAUCCACUCGACAAACCACCACAGGUUACACGCACCGUACUGGUGGAGAAAGCGGUGGUGGUGCGUGGGCCUUCCGGCGCGUGGCCCUGGGCCAAGGAACCAUUUUACACCACAUUCCCGGGAAUCCGACACCGUCAACUGGAGUUCUUCAGUCGCUUUCUGCCGAAUUCCUUGACCGCCGCGGAGGUUAGCUUUCUGGAAGACAAGUUGCAGUCACCGGAGCCCAUCGGCUGGACGCUGUCGCGUUUCCUGACCAAUAAUUCCUGCACGUGUUGGAAACUCGAUCGAAGGAGCGUGCGACUGCUCGGGAAUGAAGACAUCCAUCCAGGGACGUCCAUCAGCUCACUGGGAUUGACGGUGAAGCGCAUCGGGAGCUUCCCGCGCUGGCUGCAGUAUCUGAUGGUGGAGCUGCUGAAAGAUCCGUCUAUCGAAAUUGUUCCCACGCAGUGGGACGCUUCCUGAGCGGCCUCACGGUUCUGUGCAUACCAUCUGCCAGUCAUGUUCUGUCUGAAUGGUUUUCCUGAAUGCAUUGAUCAUGAUGCUGUUUUCCGUCUUGUCUUUUUCCUGACGCUGAAAAAUGUUGAUU